GUGACGCCCGGCGGCCAAUGGGGAGCUCGCACAGAAGCCCCACCCCCUCCGAGGUCCCGCCUCUUUGCCUGCGGCAAAAGGCGGUAUGUGGGCCCUGCGGGCCGCCGUCCGCCCAGGGGCCUGGGUCUCCCGCGUGGUUCGCGGCCGCGGGGCCCCGAAAGCUGCGCCCCCUCUGCCGGCCUUGCCGGAUCGCGCGCUGGCCGCCUUCGGCCCCGGGGGACUCAAGGGCCCAGGAGGUGGAGGACGGGGCCCACGGGCUGACGGCCCGAGCAGCCGAACGGGAGAGGAGGAGGAGGAGCCAGAAGAUGCGGAGGAGGAAGAGGAGGAGGAGGAGCUACUGAGGAGGGACCCUUUGCUGCCAGCGGGGACCCAGCGCGUGUGUCUGAUUCACCCUGAAGUCAAGCGGGGACCGCGGAAGCAGCAGCUGAACGGAGCCGAGGGGCAGGUGGCAGAAGCAGAAGCACUGGUCCACACCCUGGGUGGCUGGUCGGUGGUGGAAAGGAUGGUGGUGCCCAGCAAAACACCCGAAGGAAAGCUCAUCUUCGGUAAAGGGACUUUGGAGCGCCUGACAGAGAAAAUCAGAGGGUCGCCAGAAAUCACGGCGGUCUUUCUGAACGUGGAGAGGCUGGCCACGCCUACCAAGAAGGAACUGGAAGCCAGCUGGGGCGUGCCGGUGUUUGACCGAUUCACGGUGGUCCUUCACAUUUUCCGUUGCAACGCCCGGACGAAGGAGGCACGGCUGCAGGUGGCACUGGCCGAGCUGCCCCUUCUCAGGUCCCACCUGAAAAGCAGCACUGCCCGCCCGGAUGGACAAGGACAGGGCUCACGCUAUAUCAUGGGGUCAGGAGAAUCGUUCAUGCAGGUGCAGCAGCGCCUCUUGAAGGAAAAGGAAAUGAAGAUCCGGAAGGCCCUGGAGAGACUGAGGCAGAAACGGCGUCUCCUGGGGAGGCAGCGGAGGCGGCAGGAGUUCCCGGUGAUCGCCGUGGUGGGGUACACCAACUGCGGUGAGAGCCCCUCCGGGCGCGAGAAGUGGGGUCCGCGCUGCCCUCGCACCCUGUACCCUUGCGCCGGGCCCGUGUGUUUGGGGAGAAUCCGUCGCAAAUGCACCAAGACCGUGGCACUCAGAGGGCCGACCCGUGAGCACAGGUGGAAAACAGGGCUGCCGUCCUCAGGGGGUCACAGAGCCCACGGCCCACACCCCGUCGGGUCAUGGGUGUGGUUGUCGAGCGCUGGACGGUGCACAGGGCUCCUGUCCCUCACCAGGGCGUUGAGCUGGCGGUCCCUGUCCAAGGAGAGAGGGAACUUCCCACAAAACCUGGGACGGGACACCGGGGAUACACCUAGGUUUCGGAAACCCCUGUCAGCACCACAGUUCACCGCUGUGCGAAACGCAGGCGACUUCUCUGCGGCCGUGUGCGGCGGCGAAUACGGGGGCUUGGGCUCCUCAGUGGCCGCCGGCCAUGUCCGAGGGCUAGCCUGGGACCAGUGCGCCCUGAGCAAGGUCUGGGUCCGGACACGGGUCCACCUGUGGCAGUCACAGGCCACCAGACCGGCAAUUUCAGGGUCUUCUGUUCUGAGUCCCCUCACCCCCCUGGACCCCAUAUUUCCCUGUACCCUUAUCAUGGUUUCCAUGGUGUUCCUGACCGACAUCCUGACGCACACGGAGGUGGUCCCGGUGGGAGCUCGGGGGGGCGGCAUCCCUGGGGGACCCUCACUCUAUCUCUCCGAGGCCGAGCUGAGUCUAGGGCUGCCCCCAUCCAGGUAUAGCCCGGCGGAACCCCAGGCUGUGGCCGUGUCCGCCCUCCUGGGGCACGGGCUCCCAGAGCUGAAGGCGCGGCUGGAGGACACCGUCCUGAGAGCCACAGGGAGACAGGUCCUCACCCUGCGGGUUCGGCUGGCGGGCGCACAGCUGAGCUGGCUGCAUCGGGAGGCCGCCGUGCAGGACGUGGACGUGAUUCCCGAGGCCGGAGCGGCCGACGUCACCGUCGUCAUCAGCAAGUCCGCCUACGGCAAGUUCAGGAAGCUCUUCCCCGAGUGAAUGGACGUCGUGUCCGCCGCCAUCUCUGGGCCUCCUGCCCGCCCCCUCCAUGGCCGCUCCGGGAGGAAGGGCCGCCGGCCGGAACUCAAAGGCCGGCUUGCCGGCGGACUGAGCAGCUCCUGCCCGCGGACCGAGCGCUCCUGCUGACGGAUGGCGCGUGCCUCGUGAGAGCAGACGAGCCUCCCGCAGGGUUCCGGCCGCAGGACACGGUCUCUCUGCAGCUUCCACGCAGGAGGACGUCCCGCCCGUGGCGGCCGUGAGGGGCCGGUGGUGGCUUCCCCGUCCGCGGUGUGUCGCAGACUCCGCUGCCAGGCCUCGCUGCUCCCCGCGGAGCGCCCUGGACGUCCUGACAGCCUCCCGGCGGUAGGAAGCCUCUUGGCACGGGUCGUGGGAAAACACGGCGAGUCCUUGAAUCAUCACGGAACGGGGGUGCUCCGCUCUUGCCGGCAGCCGGCUGGGACGGGGCAAGGCUGGAGGGACCACGCCUUUUCCACAGCCGGUCAGGGACUGGGGCUGUCGUCACCAAAGGUCCUGGGACACAGGACAGGACGCAGGUCGCUCUGCUGAGAGAGAUGUCCGCAGACCUUGCAGGAGCCCCGAGCCCGGUGCCGUUCCCCGUUCUCUGGAGGGAACGGUGACGUGAGCGGCCGCCCGGGACGCUGUCUUGCUGGAUUUCCCCCUUUGAUGUGUGUUCACCCUUACAGCGGUGUUGUGGGAGUGAUUCCAGAUUUCGGAACUCAGGGAUUAAGGAAAAAACACCUGUAGCCUGCCUGGGGGUCUGCAGGGCGGGGCAGGGCUUUCCUACGGACGGGGGAGCGUUCUCCUCACUCAGGCGUGAGAUGAGAAGAGGCUUGGGGAAACAGGUCGCCGCAGUGCUAGCGUGGAAGAAGGAGGGGCUGCCGGCAGUGGGGGACAGCAGGGAGCACGGGGAGCUUGGGAGCUGGGUUCCCACCCGGAGGCCCCAGCCCCUGACGUGGGCCCCGUGAGACCCACGUCAGCGUGCUGGCUUGCGGAAACAUUAGGAGAAUACAUGUGUGUGCUCUGAAGUCA
This is a messenger RNA of Enhydra lutris kenyoni (northern sea otter), 3088 nucleotides long. Its product is annotated as putative GTP-binding protein 6. Lineage: Eukaryota; Metazoa; Chordata; Mammalia; Carnivora; Mustelidae. The coding region runs from base 86 to 2038 and encodes 650 amino acids. Gene Ontology annotation, cellular component: cytoplasm. Gene Ontology annotation, molecular function: GTP binding; ribosome binding. The transcript has 10 exons. The record is from RefSeq and is a predicted model, not a curated record.